GAAACCAGGGCAAGCGGAUGGGAUUGCCAAGACGCGAGGCCAAUAGGUGGAGACUGCGCGAGGCACGCCGGGAUGAUGGAGAAUUUUUCCGCUCUCUUCGGGGCGAGCGAGCCUCCCCCGCCUGUCGCGGCUGCUGCGCUGGGCUUCGGUCCCGGCAAACCGGGCGGGCCCGUGACGGGGCCCUCUCCCGUGCCGGCCGUGGCGCCCAUCGGAGAAGAGGCGGCGCGCAAGGCCGCGGCCUCCAGCGGGCCCUUCUACCUGAUGCGCGAGUUACCAGGAACCACUGAACUCACAGGAAGCACAAACCUGAUUACCCACUACAACCUGGAGCAUGCUUACAACAAAUUUUGUGGAAAGAAGGUGAAGGAAAAGCUCAGUAACUUUCUGCCAGACCUGCCAGGGAUGAUUGACUUGCCAGGCUCUCAUGACAACAGCAGCCUGCGCUCCCUCAUUGAGAAGCCUCCCAUUUGUGGAAGCUCAUUCAACCCCAUCACUGGUACAAUGCUAACAGGAUUUCGGCUCCAUGCAGGACCGUUGCCAGAACAGUGUCGCUUAAUGCACAUCCAACCACCUAAGAAAAAAAACAAGCACAAACACAAGCAGAGCCGUACCCAAGAUCCUGUCCCUCCAGAAACACCCUCAGAUUCUGAUCACAAGAAAAAAAAGAAGAAAAAAGAGGAUGAUCCUGAGCGAAAAAGAAAGAAGAAGGAAAAAAAGAAAAAGAAGAAUCGGCAUAGCCCUGAACAUCCAGGCGUGGGCAGUUCUCAAGCCAGUAGCAGCAGCAGCCUCCGAUAAGAGUCCUGCCAAAGAUUCGAUUGGGAAGAAUGCUCCAGUAAGGUACUAACAGGGAGGACUGGCUAAGAAGGAAGAGCAAUAAUGUUGGAGCCACUGUCAACUCACCUGCUUCCUUUGCAACUUAUGACCCUGGGUGAACAUUUUGGGAAUCCACUGGUUUCAUUAUCAUCGACACGGACUUUGCCUCGGACUUGAUGCAGGCUGGUGUCUUUAUAUGGAAGCUCUGAUAACCAUUUGAGGGUUUUUUUGUACGAAACUAUCCUGAUUUCAUCGGGAUAUUUCUGUUUCACAUUUUCAUUAAAUCUCUCUUGGAGGAGAUGCUUUUGAUUUGAUGGAGUCCUGAACUCUGGAAAUUCACCCCCCCCCCCAGCACACACACAAUGCACAUGUUGUGGGCUUGCAAACAACUCUGGUUGAUCAUUGAUGAACAGAUUCCAGAGCUGCUUAUUGUGGUGGGGCAUUGCCUGAGGCUGGUGGAUAGGACAGCAGUCUGCUCUAUUGAGACUUCAUGAAGUAAUUGUAGAUGCAGGAAAUGUCUAAACUGGGAAUAAAAAGAAUACAAGGUUGAAUUUCACCUCCCAGCUUCUACAGUUAAAAAGCAUUUACCAAAAUUCCUUUAGCAGUGGAACAUGUUGGGAGUUGAGCAGCUAAACUGUGAAUCUUAGAAUAUAAUUUGUUUUGGGAUUCUUUUCCCCCAAGAGCUUACUUACUGAGGGAAGACUUCUUAGCGUGUUCCUUAGUAAGAGGCAAGAUUCCAUCUUUGCCAGCAGGUGGAAGAAAUCCCCAACAGAUUCAAACUGAAAAGACGAAAGCCUCUUCCACAAAUUCUGUACUGGGCAAAUACAAACUAUUAAUCUGCUCAAUCCCUUCUGUAAUAUUUUUAUGUAUUACUACCUCAUUGUGAACACCAUGGCAAAGAUCGUUAAUUUUCAGAUAGUCGUCUUCUCUGUCUUUGUUCUAAACUACACACAAGGUAAUGACAAACCUGGCCUCUCAGUAGCAACUGCUGGGUGGCAGAUAAUAAAGGAACACAGAGCCCAGUGUCACAGCUGCCUCUCCUUGUCUCAAGGGAGGGUCAUCCCACCUGCUUGAUGCCUAGAUUGGAAUGUGGCUGUGUCUAUACUUUGAUCACAGAACCGCUUGCAGACAAUUUAAACAUAGCAGGAGACCUCCUUGAUCCUGCAGUGAGGUGGAGAGUUCAGCAUUGAGGCUGUGGCUUGGCAAGGAACAAUUCCACAAAUUAACUACAUUGCUUAUUAUGUUUCCCUUCUUCACUGCUAACAGUUGCUUCAUGUUCUAGGAUUACAUAGGACAAAAGUUUUAAGGUGCUGUGGAUUGAAUCCAAAUUCUUCCAACAGCUAUUACUUACAAAUAAGACACUUGGAAAUCUGCCCAGGGAUCACCCCAUCAGGUUUAGCUUGGCAUUUUUCAUGAAGCUAAGCUGAUGAGAGGCAGAGAAGUAAAUGAAGAUGUUUUGGCUUUGAUUAUUAUUAAAUGGUUUUCAAAUGC
Anolis carolinensis (green anole) is the source of this 2304-nucleotide messenger RNA. It is a transcript of the gene med19, whose product is annotated as mediator complex subunit 19. Gene Ontology annotation, biological process: positive regulation of transcription by RNA polymerase II. Gene Ontology annotation, cellular component: mediator complex. The record is from RefSeq and is a predicted model, not a curated record. The transcript is spliced from 5 exons. NCBI's taxonomy places the organism in Eukaryota, Metazoa, Chordata, Lepidosauria, Squamata, Anolidae. Gene Ontology annotation, molecular function: transcription factor binding; transcription coregulator activity. The coding region runs from base 73 to 795 and encodes 240 amino acids.